Molecule: messenger RNA, 1749 nt
Organism: Osmerus eperlanus (European smelt)
Lineage: Eukaryota; Metazoa; Chordata; Actinopteri; Osmeriformes; Osmeridae
Gene: btr02
Product: bloodthirsty-related gene family, member 2
Exons: 7
Coding region: 174-1484 (436 amino acids)
Biological process (GO): protein ubiquitination
Cellular component (GO): cytoplasm
Molecular function (GO): ubiquitin protein ligase activity; protein binding
Source: RefSeq, a predicted model, not a curated record
CAGCACAGCUGAACACAAAUAACCUGAACCCGUUCGGCUCACAACUACCUAGAAACUUGACACAGAAACACAGACGCUGUGCGACAGACUGCCGCUGACCCAAGACAGGAACCAGUGGUCAGACAAUAACACGACUGUGAGACCUUAACAGCACAUGCUGCUGAUUCCAGAGCAUGGCGUCUACCAUCAGUCUCCUCUCUGAGAAGCACUUCCUGUGCGCUCUGUGUAAGAAGAUCUUCAGCAACCCGGUGACCAUCCCAUGUGGACACAGCUUCUGUAGGGCCUGUCUCUGCCACUACUGGAGCCGCCAGCAUUGUGACUAUUGUCCCCUCUGUAAGAGAGUGUACCAGGCCAAACCCGACCUGAGUGUCAAUCGCAUCCUGGCCGAUGUCUGUGACAACUACAGGAAGACUAGACCAGAGAAACCCUUGGCUGAAGAGAUGGUGGUUUAUGUAGACCAGAUGAUACAGGAGAGGCUGGAGAAAGUAGAGAGACUCAAACACUCCUUGCAGCUCUUGAAAAAUUCAUGUUUAAGAGAGGUGCGAGAAAGUCAGAGGGCGUUUUCGGCCUUGGUGAGCUUCAUGGAAAAGAGCCACAAAGCAGUUGUGACGUCCAUCGAGGAAAGACAGACGGAGGAAGAGAAGAGGGUUGAGACAAUGGUGGAGGAUCUGGAGCGGGAAAUCGAGGAGCUGAUGAACAAAAGCACAGAGCAGAAGUCUCUGGAUGCUGAUGAACCAUGUGUAGACAAGAAGUGUGGUACAUUAAGCAACACUCCCUCCAUCUGCUGCUCUGAGCUGAAGGAUUGGUCCAAGGUUACCAUAGAAACUGACCUUUGUGUGGGGGUCACCAGAGGAGCGAUGUCAGACGUGAUGGUCAAGAUAAAGGCAGAGGUUGACAGACUCUCCAAGGCUGAGUUGAAGAGAAUACAGAGAUAUGCAGCUGAGGUCACUCUGAAUCCCAAGACUGCCCAUGCGUUCCUCUUCAUCUCAGAGAACCGGAAGCAGGUCAGACACACAGACAAGCGCCAGGAGGUCCCUGACCACCCCAAGAGGUUUGACCGUGUGGCCAACGUCCUGGGGCGAGAAAGCUUCACAACAGGGAGGUACUACUGGGAGGUGGAGGUGGGGGACAAGAUCGAUUGGACCCUGGGUGUGGCCAGACAGUCCAUCAACAGGAAGGGCAAGUUCAACGUUAGCCCAGCCAAUGGCUUCUGGACAGUUAGCCUGAAGAAUGGGGGGCAGUACACUGCAAACACAGACCCUGUCACUCCAGUGGCUAUGGAACAAAGACCCAGGAAGGUUGGGGUGUAUCUGGACUACCGGGACGGCCGGGUGUCCUUCUACUGUGUUGAGACGGGUGUUUACAUGUUCUCCUUCAUGGAUACCUUCACAGACAGUCUUCAUCCCAUUUUCUGUCCUGGUCUCUAUCAUGGAGGCAAAAAUGCUUCCCCUCUCACAAUCUCAUCCAGCUGCUGUAACAUUUGAACCCUCAACAUACACCACAUAUGAUAUUAUAGGUCUAGAGUAACAACUAUGUUAUUAUUUAUUGAGCAAAGCAUGUAAUAAAUAUAUUUAAUUUAUAAAUAGAGUAAGGAGCUAUAUUGAGUACUUUAGGCUUAAAAACGGGUUAUAGAGAGUAAUGGACUCUGUAUUUCCUUUUAUUAGAGAGACAAGUAUGGUUACAUCAGGCAAGGAACAAUAAAAAGCACUCAGUGACUCUUCUCACUGAACACCUUCAGUACCCAUAAAA